This is a messenger RNA of Williopsis jadinii, 2410 nucleotides long. It is a transcript of the gene NAN1, whose product is annotated as Nan1p. Gene Ontology annotation, biological process: positive regulation of transcription by RNA polymerase I; positive regulation of rRNA processing. Gene Ontology annotation, cellular component: nucleolus. Gene Ontology annotation, molecular function: protein binding; RNA binding. The coding region runs from base 51 to 2396 and encodes 781 amino acids. NCBI's taxonomy places the organism in Eukaryota, Fungi, Ascomycota, Saccharomycetes, Phaffomycetales, Wickerhamomycetaceae. The transcript has a single exon. The record is from RefSeq and is a predicted model, not a curated record.
CAACCUUCUACAGUCAAUUAGCGCUUUCCAGAAGAUCCAUUGUUGCUAAGAUGGAAGACUACAGGGUUUCAGUUGUGGGUGGUGGUAAGCCUUUGCUACACGGUGGGAUAUUGGCGCAAGAUGGACGUCAUUUCAUCGUUCCCUUCAACAACCAGCUGAGAGUGUACUUCAUAACGACAAGACAGUGUAUCCGUUCGUUGAAGUUCAACGUCGAGAACCAGAUCGAUCUUACGGGACUAGUUGAUCUGAAGCAGGAUCUGUCGAAUGAGAACCUGGUGUGGGCCUUCUUAGUCUCCGGAGAGGUGCUGGUGAUCAACUGGAAGGAGAAAGUACCUGAAGUGGUGAUCAACAGAUUCACUGUUGAAUUGAACAAAGACGACUUUGUACUGAGAGUGAGCAGCUUCGAAGAGGAUAACUUUACUCUCAUCACUGGAAAGAACUCGCCAAAGCCACACACAAGAAACGUUGUGAGAUUCACGCCAUCGAAGAACCAAUAUGAGACUUUGACCUCCAUCAAGAACGUGUUGCUAUUCGCUGUAUCUCAAGAUUCUAGAAAACUUGCAUUCUUAUCCAAGUCCCAUGAGGAUAAGAGUGUGCACAUCGUCAAUAUGGACUCUCUUGAUAAGAAACAGUCGAUUCCAUUCGCAAACAAGAACUUGAUAACUGCAUUGGCAAUCGCAAAUGAUUGCUCUGUGGCAGUAGGCACAAGAAUUGGUGUGAUUCAUAUCAUCCUCGACUCCUUCACUAGGCUGUUGAAAUGGCACAUCGACGAGGUCAAAUCUCUGUGCUUCUCGCAAAACUCGAAAUACUUGAUGAGCGGUGGUUUGGAAAGGGUCCUCGUGUUUUGGCAAUUGGACACUGAGAAGCAACAGUUCUUACCAAGAUUGAACGGUGCUAUAGUUGGAAUUGAAUCCCCAAAUGAAGAAUACAUCAAUACAACACUGCAAUUAGACUCAGAAAACCACGAGAUAUUGGUACUCUCAGCAGUGGAUCUUCAAUCCAGGCUAGUGGUGGGUGGACCAAGACAGAGCUACAGCUCCAACCUUGCAAACGUGAAGAAAUUGGACAAGUUAUAUGCAAAGAACCCAUCCUUAGAUAUCAUGAAGCUGAAAUACGACUUCUCGACUAACUUCAAGAUCCACCCUACGUCCAAGCAGUUGUACUUUGUCAACGGUGCCUAUCUCCAGGUUUUCGACUUCUUUAAGAAUGAACAGGCAUUUGUACAGAAAGUUACGGAUACUAUCCAAGCUGGUAAGGUUAGAUCAGAACAGAAGUUGCACGACCCCGUGGUGAAGCAUUUCCAGUUCACUCGUGAUGGUAAGUGGAUGGCCACCAUGGAGGAGCACCAACAUGGUGAUUUGGACAAUUUGUUGUCGAAGAACGACUUUACUUAUGUCUUGAAGAUCUGGAGAUCUGUUGAAACUCAAGUGAAGAAUGGCUCUGGACAGGCGUCGUGGGAAGUUGUCACCAAGAUCGUCAAUCCUCAUGGUGUCAAUAUCCCUGUACAUGCCUUGAUUGCUGCACCAUUGAGCUAUUUCAAGGGUGUUGGCUUCCUCACUGCUGAUAACAACGGUGGUGUUAGAGUAUGGAGACCAACCACUAACAACCUCGAUGACAUUGUCCGUUGGUCCUUGAGAAAGCUGAAGCCAUCUACGGGGAUCUUCUCAAGCGAUGUCAGUCUAGCGUGGUCUGAGGAUUCCAGUUUGAUCUUUUUAGGAUUUGGUGAGACUGUUGAAAUCAUUGAUACCGAUACCUUUGAAGAGAUUCCAAACGACACAUUGGCCAGAAUAGCAGGGUCACAGAUCAAAUCGUUGGAAAUUGUUGAUAAUCAGUUGUGCAUACUAUCAAAGACUUCCCUCAAGAGUGUUGAUCUAUUGACCAUGCAAGAGAACGACCUGGUACUCAGGGUGUCGUCUCCAAAGAAUGGCAAUAACCUGAUGUGUACCAAUACAGACAAGUCCCUGAUCUGUAUUGCCGUUAACUUCUACAACAGAGACUUGGAGAAGUUACAGUCCAAGAUUUUUGUAUUCACGCCUCAUUCCAAGACCCCUGUGUUCAAUACACUCCACGAUGGAUACAUCUGUGGAAUUCAAUGGAACUUUGAUACAGACUUCAUCUUCAUCGACAUCAACUCACGCAUAGGGCUUGUCACUUCGACAAGACUGGAGGAGGAUCGUGUCGAAGAAAUCGACCAUGCCAGGGAGAUGGCCAUACUGUUACAGAGGGCACAGGGAGAGAGCUCGUUGAAGAAGAAGACCAAGACAGAUUUGGACCUCGGCUCGGAUGAGAUCAACGGUGCGAGACAGCUUGAUGUUAACUCAUUCGCAGGUCUCUUCGACAGUAUGGACGUGCAACUUUCAACCAUGUUUGACCGUGUAAUGCAAGUAGUUAGAUAGGUAUCACUAUGUGC